GUCGGAUCAUAACACCAAAAACGGUUAUGCAAGCAUGUAAUUAUAACCAUAAUUCAAGUUGUGUCUUGCACUGCCAUCUGAUUGAUGAUUGAGAUGGCCAGGUUUCUCGGGCAAUAGCUGCGCAAGAUGGCACACCUGGUCCUCUAUUCAAGAUUGUCUAAGACACUGCACCGCACUGCAUUGCGUUACACGUGUACUGGGCCAGACAACUGGGAGCCGUAAAUGCCGGGUGCGGAAAUCCAUCCUGAGAUGCCUAGGUACCUAGCGCAGACUUCCCUACACCUAUUGCACGGCAGCGUAAGCUUGGGCUCUGGUUGCAUACACUACACUGGAACAAUUAUAUCCACCCCAGCUUACACGGGGGUCGCUCGUUGUGGGCGUUGUUGGUAACGCGAGGCGCGGGGUUGAGGGAGUGCAUGUGUCUCCCGUUGACGAGAUGAAGCGUUGAAGAUCCUCAAUCGAUCCAGGAGAACGCCCGACUGGCGAGCAGGGUGUGAGCAGGCGGGAUCCUCCAAUGCUGGGGUUGGGGGAUUCUACGUUGAUCCAGUGUAAGGGAAGACGACGCAUACAACAAGUAUACGCCUACAUACGCAGAUACACGCGGCCGGAGGUUGGCCGUUAUGAUACACAGCAGGCACCGGCAAUGAGUGACAUGAACAGCAAAGCACAACACAGCUCAGCAUGAUGAUUCUUGGAACCUUCUAAUGUUACUUCGUCUCCCAAGGCAGACAGAUGUUCAGGGCCUGUUCAGGGCCUGUUCUGUGGCCGUCGUCUACUCGUACACCGCAUGGUCUAUUAAACCUCCUUCUCAUGGCGAUUUCGUCCAACCCAGCCGGCCCUGUAAGGCUUUCUUCCUCGGGUCACUCAUUCCGUCUCCGUGUUUCAGACCACCAGAUCAACGGCAUGGUGCGGGAGCAUCUUGUAGCCCGGCCGUUGGGUUUGGAGAGGUUGACUUCUCUGAUUGCGCUUCCGCACCUGUUUGGAGACAGGGAGCAAUUGUUGGUUCAAAUCCUCCUGGUUGAUAAUCGUCUUACUUGCAGCACCAUUGGCGAGCAAUUGGCUCCAAGGGUCCCAGUGUCCCAGGAUCCCAGGGUUCUGCCCUGGUUUCCAGCGCCAAGAGUUAAUGCCAAGAGAGCACGUCUUGCGCCAGGUAAGAAGAAGCCGACUCAAGAGGGCUUAGACGGCAUUUUCUCGACGGCGAUUGGCCUUAUUGCCGAGUGCGGGAGCACCCACUUGGGCAAAUAAGCAUUAAAAGUCCUAUUUUUAUAACAGAGAUGCAGCACGGUGCGGCUAGUAGAUACCGCUUGUGCUUUUCGAAGAGCUCCUCCAACUACCUGAACUUACACUACUUGAACAAUGCACACGUAUGGUGUAUCGGUAAAUAAGGUAGGCAGGCCGUCACAGGUAUCAUCUGAGGAUUUUGGUUUCUGAGCACCUUACGUCACCUCAGCCCGUCGAACGAACGCCUUGGUGAGACGUGCUGUAUGUACAGUAGGAAGAGUGGUACCAGUAUACCGCUAGCUGCAGGGGAAAUCGCCCAGCCCUAGAUCUGUGUCAAUCCGUUCGUUUGGACGCCGCGCCUAUUAAACGUGCGAAGGCGUCUAGCGCUCGGCAGCGGCCCGAGGGGAUGGUGAAGAUGGGGGCCGGUGGAAUCCAAUGUAGGUACACGUUCUACUAUCUCGCGG
Molecule: messenger RNA, 1685 nt
Organism: Xylaria bambusicola
Lineage: Eukaryota; Fungi; Ascomycota; Sordariomycetes; Xylariales; Xylariaceae
Exons: 1
Coding region: 733-1245 (170 amino acids)
Source: RefSeq, a predicted model, not a curated record